AGAAAAUGGGGGCAACGGUGCUGCUCCCCAGAGUCUCAGAACUGGUAUCAAGGUCAGGUCCCAAAAUAGCCUGGCCGCCUCGUGUGGAAGCCGGCGGUUCCAGCGAGCUAUCGACUGCUUUCGAUUUCCCUUUCCCCUAAACGGCAGCACUUCUUGCUAGCGAGACUCCGGACUUUCGGAGGGCCCGCCCCGGCCCGCCUCGUCCCGCCCCUACUCCACCUUCCAGCCGUCAGCCCCUGCGCGGGCUCGGUCACAGACGCGCGUGGGACCCACAAGCUCCGGGAAGGAACCCCGGCCAGGGCCCGCGCGCCAAUGGCCGGCUCAGGGUCCCCGGCUCUCGGCGGGUGCCUCUGCCUCUGUCGGGCCUCCUGCGCUUGGCUGCGGGUGACGCUGCUGCUUCUCGCCGACUGGCUGCUGCUCCGGCCCGCGCUGCCCGGGAUAUUCUCUCUGCUGUUUCCCACGGCGCUGCUGCGGGUCUGGGUGGUGGGCUUGAGCCGCUGGGCCGUUCUGUGGCUGGGGGCCCGCGGGGUCCUCAGGGCCACGGUCUCCACUAGCGGAAGUGCAGGAGUCCAGAGCUGGCUGGCAGCUUUGGAGCCACUGGCGGCGGCGCUGGGUUUGGCCCUGCCGGGACUUGCCUCGUGCCGAGCGCUGGGCUUGUGGGGAGUCCCCAGGGAUGGUGGCAGCACCCGGCUGCUGCACUGGGCAGGUCGUGCGGACGCCUUCCUCAUCAGCUACGCAGCGGCGCUGCCCGCGGCCGCCCUGUGGCACAAGCUUGGGAGCCUUUGGGUGUCCCGCGGCCGUAGCCGCUCUGGAAACGCCGUGCGCCGGCUUCUCGGCUGCAUGGGCCCGGAGAUACGGCGCUUCCCGCUGUUUCUGGUGUUUUUGAUCUUCUCCUGCCUCGGGGAGAUGGCCGUCCCGUUCUUCACCGGUCGUCUCACUGACUGGAUACUACAAAAUAAAGCAGCUGCUGCCUUCACACGCAACAUAACUCUUAUGUCCGUUCUCACCGUAGCCAGCGUGGUGCUGGAGUUCGCGGGUGACGGCAUCUGUAACAGCACCAUGGGUCGUGUGCAUAGCCGCUUGCAUGGAGAGGUGUUUCGGGCUGUCCUGCGCCAGAAGACAGAGUUCUUCCAACAGGACCAAACAGGUUUUUCACGAAACUCUUUCAUUAUAUUGCUGGCAGUACAGGUGCAGAAAUCUAUGGCAGAGUCCAGCCAGGUGGCCAUUGAGGCCCUGUCAGCGAUGCCUACAAUUCGGAGCUUUGCUAGCGAGGAGGUUCGGGACCACCAAUAUCUCCAGAUGCUACUGAAGGUGGUAAUCCUGUACAUUGGAGGGCAGCUGGUAACGAGUGGGGCUGCAAGUAGUGGGGACCUUGUCACAUUUGUUCUCUACCAGAUCCAGUUCACCACAGCUGCUGAGGUUCUGCUCUCCACCUAUCCCAGUGUACAGAAGGCCAUGGGCUCCUCAGAGAAAAUAUUUCAAUACCUGGACCAGACCCCUCUCUGCCCAGCCAGUGGCCCUUUGACUUCCGUAGACUUGAAGGGCCUUUUCCAGUUCCAAGAUGUCUCUUUUGCCUAUGCAAACCAGCCAGAUGUCCCAGUACUGCAGGGGCUGAUUUUUACCCUACAUCCUGGUGAAGUGACCGCCUUGGUGGGGCCCAAUGGAUCUGGGAAGAGCACAAUGGCUGCCCUGCUGCAGAAGCUAUACUGGUCCAUGGGGGGUCAUUUGCUGCUGGAUGGGGAGCCCCUUCCCCAGUAUGAGCACCGCUACCUGCACAGACAGGUGGCUGCAGUGAGACAAGAGCCACUGCUAUUUGGAAGAAAUCUUCGAGAAAAUAUCGCCUAUGGCAUGAUCCAGGAGCCAGACAUGGAGGAAAUCACAGCUGCCACAAGGGAGUCUGGAGCCCGUAGUUUCAUCUCUGCAUUCCCUCAGGGCUACAACACAGAGGUAGGUGAGGCUGGGGGCCAGUUGUGGGGACAGCGACAGGCAGUGGCCUUGGCAUGGGCUUUGAUCCGGAAACCACUUGUCUUCAUUUUGGAUGAUGCCACCAGUGCCCUGGAUACAGGUAGCCAGGUGGAGCAGCUCCUGUAUGAAAGCCCUGAGCAGGGCUCGUGA
Messenger RNA from Choloepus didactylus (southern two-toed sloth), 2115 nucleotides. Its product is annotated as antigen peptide transporter 1-like. Lineage: Eukaryota; Metazoa; Chordata; Mammalia; Pilosa; Megalonychidae. Gene Ontology annotation, biological process: transmembrane transport. The record is from RefSeq and is a predicted model, not a curated record. Gene Ontology annotation, molecular function: ABC-type oligopeptide transporter activity; ATP hydrolysis activity; ATP binding. Gene Ontology annotation, cellular component: membrane.